Petromyzon marinus (sea lamprey) is the source of this 4832-nucleotide messenger RNA. RefSeq names its product synaptic vesicular amine transporter-like. Gene Ontology annotation, cellular component: synaptic vesicle membrane; terminal bouton. Gene Ontology annotation, molecular function: serotonin:sodium:chloride symporter activity. NCBI's taxonomy places the organism in Eukaryota, Metazoa, Chordata, Hyperoartia, Petromyzontiformes, Petromyzontidae. Gene Ontology annotation, biological process: transmembrane transport; aminergic neurotransmitter loading into synaptic vesicle. The record is from RefSeq and is a predicted model, not a curated record.
CAUGAAACAGAUGCACCUCCUGUCCCCCGCCCAUCAUCGCCAUCACCUCCUACUCCGCCUACUCCUCCUCCUACUCUGCUCCCACGCACGGAUGGGAAGGGUCAUGCAUGCGUGCGCGCCUCCGGCUGUGGGAUAGUCACAGGGUACACGGCGAGGGCUGACUGCUGCCGUAUUCGUUGCAGGGCGUAUUAGCGGGCAUCAGUCUUCCCCGUGCGGAGUCGCUGCGUGUGACAACCUCUGGACGUUGCGCUAGCGUUGGAAACUUCUCCGUUACAGCAACUUCCUGGCGGUUUUCAAGGGCCGACCUUUGCUGGAAGCAAUUUGUUGGAUUGACCAAGCUCUGGCGCUGGGAUUUGACCUGGUCUGGUCUGGACCAGAAUAUAAUGGAGUGCCUUGGCAAGCUAACCUCUUUAGGUCCACUGCAAGAGAGUCGCCGCUCCCGCAAGUUCGUUCUGCUCAUCGUGUUCGUGGCGCUGCUGCUUGACAACAUGCUACUCACCGUCGUGGUGCCAAUUGUCCCCAGCUACCUGUACGCCAUCGAGCAUCCAGACGAGCAUCCGCGGAACGACAGCGGGCAGCUGCUCGCUCCAAUCGCCGCUCCGCACGCGGCCACAGCCACGGACGACGGUGGCCCCAGCCAGGCCCAGGGGGGUCAGGAGGGGUCGCAGGAGCCCCAGGAACCCAGCCCUAGCCCGGGUUCCCCGACGCCGGACCCCUGCAGCAGGCGACGCUCCCGGCACCACCGCAGCACGGGGUCGAACCCGGGCGGCAGUGCGUUGAACGACUCGUUGUGCGACAUGGACGUCGCGGCCCUGCUCAACGAGAACGUGCGAGUCGGCCUGCUCUUCGCUGCCAAGGCCACAGUGCAGCUUCUCGCGAAUCCCUUCAUCGGCCCCCUGACAAACAGGGUGGGAUACCACUCGCCUAUGUUUGCUGGCUUCAUCAUCAUGUUCCUUUCAACGAUCAUGUUCGCGUUCGCUCAGAGCUACCCGCUGUUGUUCCUGGCUCGAGCUCUGCAAGGCAUCGGAUCCUCCUGCUCCUCCGUGGCCGGAAUGGGCAUGCUGGCCAGCCUGUACCCGGAUGACGAGGAGAGAGGCAAUGCGAUGGGUGUGGCGCUGGGAGGUCUCGCUAUGGGAGUUCUGGUGGGACCACCGUUUGGCAGCAUCAUGUACGACUUUGUGGGAAAGCCUGCCCCGUUCUUGGUGCUUGCUGGCCUGGCCCUCUUUGAUGGAGCAUUACAGAUGUUGGUGUUGCAACCAAGCAAGUCGGAGCCAGAGAGCCAAACAGGAACGCCUCUGCUCACUCUGCUCCGAGACCCGUACAUACUCAUCACAGCAGGAUCUAUCUGCAUUGCUAACAUGGGCAUCGCGAUGCUGGAACCCGCCCUUCCCAUAUGGAUGAUGGAAACCAUGUGCUCACCUAAGUGGCAGCUGGGAGUUGCUUUCAUUCCAGCCAGCAUCUCUUACUGGAUAGGCACCAACAUAUUUGGACCUUUGGCUCACAAAAUGGGAAGGUGGCUGUGUGCACUGAUCGGAAUGGUCGUAGUAGGAAUCUCCAUAAUCUGUGUCCCGCUGGCCAAAACUAUUUACGGACUGAUUGUGCCAAAUUUCGGUGUUGGCUUUGCAAUCGGGAUGGUGGACUCCUCCAUGAUGCCACUCAUGGGUUACCUGGUGGACCUGCGUCACGUGUCUGUGUACGGCAGCGUCUAUGCCAUUGCCGAUGUCGCAUUCUGCAUGGGCUUUGCACUGGGCCCUUCUGCUGGUGGGGCGAUCGCUCGCACCAUCGGCUUCCCCUGGCUGAUGACCAUCAUCGGGAUAAUCGACAUCCUCUUUGCUCCGCUGUGCUACUUCCUACGUAGCCCCCCCGGCCGCGAGGAGAAGAUGUCCAUCCUGAUGAAUGAAGAGUGCCCGGUGCGCACGCGCAUGUACACGUCCCAUGGGAGCGUGAGAAGCACGGUGGACGGGGCACAGCCCACUGGGGAUGACGCCGGGGAGGAAGAGGAGGAGAGUGAGGAGUGAACUCGUUGAGUCCAAACGGUGCACACGUUGUGCAUUACUUCACCGACGCAUUCAUUGGAUCGAACCGGUUUUACACGGCAGGGUAGGAGGAUUUCACAAAAUUACACCGAAAAUUGUACCUCCAAUUGGCACGGUUGGCUACGUACGGUGUGAAAGAAGUUCAGCAGACAUACAUUGCCGUGUUUCCCCCCCCCCCCCCCCAUCGAAAGUUGUUUGCACUUCCUAUGCUGCGUUUAAACUUUCUAUGAUAUUUUUUUUUUUACAAAUUGUCUUUAAAACUCUUUAACAAAUGCACUAUAAGUCACAAAAUUUGUAAAGCUAUCAAUGGAAUGCCAACAAAAGGACAAUCAAUUGAAGUGUAAGAAGUUACGGGGAUACCCAGACAUAGCCACGUUUGGCAUAUAUUUUAGCAUCGUAUCUCUUAAGAGUUUGAAAGUAAAAGUGGCUGCUUAGAUCCACUGUGAAUCAGCCAGCCAUGAUGAAGUUACAACAAUCUCAACACGUUCGUCAUUAACACUGCCUUAUCAGAAAAAGUAUACUAGAGGUGACGUUUCAGAGCCUUCUUCAGAGCACAUGAUUAAAUUAAGUUCGCAAAUGCUCGUGUGAAACGAUGGUCUCACCCCGUUCACCAAUAACUGCACACAAUAAUAAUAAUAACACAACAUGUUACUUUGGAGUUAAUUUGGGAAAAAAAUAGCUCUGAGAAUUAUUAAAAACAGAAAUUGUUUGGCCUGUCGUACGGUAAACAAUGUAAUGACAGUGUAUUGCAAAAAUGUGACCCCUGCCGUAUAAGGAGGUAAAGCCCACUUGAAGGAUACUUUGGGGAAAAAAUCAUCUCCGCACCCAUUCCCUGACACACGGGAUGCUCUGCUGUGCAAGCUUGCCGAACGGAUUCUGUGUCUCAUGACAUGACUCCGACAGCAUAAUUAGAUUAAAUUAGCAAAAACUAAAAAAGAAUUUGAAUUAAAAUUAUUGCCCCUUUAUUGGUAUUGUUUUCGAUUAUUUUCCAUAAACGUGCAUCUGUUUGACCAUGCUUGGCAAAACCUUCAGCGUUAAAUACAUUACAUCUAUGAGCAGACCUCUGCAGUUGAGUGUGCAUACCAAAACAAUGCUGUAUACUAUUCAUAAGAAGCGCGUAUGUGUUUUUUGUGCAACUGUAUAUUGGUGCUGCGUAGGUUCGUGCGAUUGUGCUGCGUGCCUCUCCGAUGCGUGUUCAGUUUGUGCCGCGUGUUGUUUGGCAAAGAUGUCCGACGUUUGAGCUUCAUGCGCUGCGAUAUUGUACGUCCAAGAUUUCGCUCGCUUUCGCGGCAAAUGAGAUCGGCAGCAAACGCCGUUCACGAAGAAGCUGCCAGCAAGCGGAGCAUGAUGUUGGACAUCAUGUCGAAUUGCACGCGGUGAAAUUUGAAAACACAUCUUGAAAAAUGUGAUUGGCAUAAACCAUCAUUGGGGUUAAAAUGCAACCGAAGAUUAAUCAGCAGCUGGGACAGAUAAAUGGGUUACUGCAUGGAAGGUAAUGCGCAUUAAGCUCCCGUUUUCAUGGGAACUGCUGCUUCUAAAUUUCCCUUCGCUUGUGCAGAAGGAAAUUAAAAUGACCCAUGCGCCAGAUACGUUGCUACACGUUCAACUGCGGGAGAUUUUAUCUCAUCGGCCCUAUUGGUACGGCGAUGUGAGCAUACGCUGAACGCGACCCAUGGGCACAGGAGGCAUGCUCAGAGAAUAUGGCAUUAUAUAAAAACAUAAACUUGAUUCUCAAAAUGCGAGUGGUUACUUUUUUGUUUUUUAUAUAUAUAAAUAAAAUGUAUUUAAAAUAUAUCGCCAGUGUUUAAAAUCCAUUCGUCUUUAUCUGUUCUUAUCGAUGUUUAAAUGUCAUGUCGGCCUGUAGCACCGCAAUUUCCUUUCAAAUUGUUUACCGGCAUUGACCCAAAGAUUCAAAAUUUCAACAACAACAAAACUCUACAUUGUAGAUAGCGACUUCGCUUCACAUUAUUCGGCACGUGUGCACUGUUUUUCGUCAUGCAAUCGAUUGCAUAAUGCUAUAUUUAAUUACUGCAAUUUUUUAAAAAGACACAUGCAGCGAACAAAAAUGUUAGCCCCGUGGUUCUGGAAAGAAACGUUAAUCAUUUUGAUGCCAUUAGUAUUGUAAUUUGGUUGUCCUAUAGACAUGUCUUCUGUGUGCAAUUUCACGUAAAGUCUGUAAUGCAUAAAGCAUUGAAUGUUGUGCCUUGUAAAUCUACAAAAGAAAUGUAAUCAAAGACAAUGUGGAACAUACCAUACACACUGCUUGGUUUACGAUAAAACAUCCAUCCCAAAGCUUUGCGUCCACUGAAGACAAAUCGACUUGAAUCGUAUUGCAAUGUAUUUCAAUUGAACGGCUUUUAAUGUUUUAUAAACAAUAUGUCACGUUUAACCUGUAACCAGAAGUUGUAAAUGAAUGGGAUGGGUGGGGGGGGAGAAAGUGAAUGAGUGCGUAAUUAAUGUCUGGCUCUACUUGGAAAAUUAUAUUGCAUGGAAGAAGUUUAAUUUGGUAAACUUUGCUAUUUUCUAGAAAUAUAUCUCGAACAUUUCAAAUAAUUACGUGUUUAAUGGAAGCUAAAUUUUGAUGAAAACAGGAAGGUUUUUCUUCUUUGGUUCUUUCGGUAAAGUCACGUAGAAUGAGAAUAAAAUAAUAAAUUAUUUAAAAUGGUCAAAAAUGCAAAUUAAACGAGAAGCAAAGUCUUUGAAAAGUCACAAAACACAGCAGUCACGUUUUAACGUCGUCAUUGUAAACAUUUAAGGGCCGCACAUUUUAAUUAAACUGUCAAGCUGUUGCAAAAA